AUGGUGCUGGCCGCAGCCAUGAGCCAGGACGCCGAGCCCAGCGGCCCCGAGCAACCGGACAGAGAUGCCCGCAGCGUGCCCGGCACCCCGGCGCCCCCGGCGCCCCCAGGCCCGCGAGGGAUGCAGCCGCCGCCGCCGCCGCCGCCCCAAGCCAGCCUGCCCCAGAUCAUCCAAAAUGCCGCCAAGCUCCUGGACAAGACCCCGUUCUCGGUCAGUAACCCGAACCCGCUGCUUCCUUCGCCCGCCAGCCUCCAGCUGGCCCAGCUGCAAGCUCAGCUCACCCUCCACCGGUUGAAACUGGCACAGACAGCCGUCACCAACAACACCGCGGCCGCCACGGUCCUCAACCAAGUCCUCUCCAAAGUGGCCAUGUCCCAGCCUCUCUUCAACCAACUGCGGCAUCCGUCCAUGAUCAGCGCCCCCCAUGGCCACACUGGGGUGCCCCAACACGCGGCCACCGUGCCCAGCACCCGCUUUCCCUCUAACGCACUCGCCUUCUCACCCCCUGGCCAGACACGAGGCCCAGGGCCCACAGUGAGCCUUCCCAGCCAGCCCCCCAACGCCAUGGUGAUGCACCCCUUCAUGCCUCAGACCCCCACCCAGCCAGCGGUCAUCCUGGGCCUUGGAAAGACUGGGCCCGCGCCCGCUGCCGCAGGGUUCUACGAAUAUGGCAAAGCCAACUCUGGCCAGGCAUAUGGCUCUGAAACCGACGGUCAGCCUGGCUUCCUGCCAGCCUCAGCUGCUACCUCGGGCAGCGUGACCUACGAAGGGCACUACAGCCACUCAGGGCAAGAUGGCCAGUCUGCCUUUCCCAAGGACUUCUAUGGACCCAGCGCCCAAGGGUCGCAGGUGGCAGGUGGAUUUGUGGCUGAGCCGGCCAGGGCCCUGAAAGGCGAGGUGGGCCCCCUGCUGCAGGGUCCAAACAGCCAGUGGGAGAGCCCCCAUGGGUUCUCUGGCCAGAGCAAGCCUGAUCUUGCAGCUGCCCCCAACCUGUGGCCUCCGCCCCCUGGCCAGCCCUAUGAGCUCUAUGACCCCGAGGAGCCCACGCCAGACAGGACCCCUCCUUCCUUUGGGGGUCGGCUGAACAACAGCAAACAGGGCUUCAGCGGAGCCCGGAGGCGGGCCAAGGAGGAGCAGGCAGUGCUGUCCCUGCGGCCCCUGCAAGCGCAUGAGCUGAAUGACUUUCAUGGUGUGGCCCCCCUCCACCUGCCGCACGUCUGUAGCAUCUGCGACAAGAAGGUGUUUGAUCUGAAGGACUGGGAGCUGCAUGUCAAAGGGAAACUACAUGCUCAGAAAUGCCUGCUCUUCUCUGAAAACGCUGGUGUGCGGUGUGUCCUCGGUCCGGCAGAGGGAACGCUGUGUGCCUCUCCCAACAGCACAGCUGUUUAUAACCCCGCUGGGGCAGAAGAUUAUGCCUCAAAUCUUGGAACGUCAUACGCCACCAUUCCUGCGAGGUCCUUUACUCAGUCAAGUCCCGCAUUCCCUUCAGCUUCCCCAGGGACAAAUUUUGCCCAGCGGAAAACGGGCGCCGGCCGCGUGGUCCACAUCUGCAACCUGCCGGAGGGAAGCUGCACAGAGAAUGACGUCAUUAACCUGGGGCUGCCCUUUGGCAAGGUCACUAAUUACAUCCUCAUGAAGUCGACUAAUCAGGCCUUUUUAGAGAUGGCUUACACAGAGGCUGCCCAGGCCAUGGUCCAGUAUUACCAAGAAAAAUCUGCCAUGAUCAAUGGGGAGAAAUUGCUCAUUCGGAUGUCCAAGAGAUACAAGGAAUUGCAGCUGAAGAAACCUGGGAAGACCGUGGCUGCCAUCAUCCAGGACAUCCAUUCCCAGAGGGAGAGGGACAUGUUCCGGGAAGCAGAAAGGUACGGCCCAGAAAGGCCGCGAUCUCGAAGUCCAGUGAGCCGGUCGCUGUCCCCGAGGUCCCACACUCCGAGCUUCACCUCCUGCAGCUCUUCUCACAGUCCCCCGGGCCCCUCCCGGGCCGACUGGGGCAACGGCCGGGACUCGUGGGAGCACUCUCCCUACGCCAGGAGGGAGGAAGAGCGAGGCCCAGCGCCAUGGAGGGAGAACGGGGAGGACAAGAGGGACAGGACGGAGACGUGGACACAUGAUCGCAAGCACUACCCCCGGCAACUAGACAAAGCCGAGUUAGAUGAGCGACUGGAAGUGGGGAGGGGCUACAGAGAAAAGCACCCGAGGUCUGGGUCCCCCAACCCGCUCCACUCCGCGUCGGGCUACAAAAGCCGAGAAGACGGCUACCACCGGAAAGAGUCCAAAGGCAAAUCGGACAAGUACCUGAAGCCCCAGCAGGAUGCCCCGGGGAGGUCCAGGAGGAAAGAUGAGGCCAGGCUGCGAGAAGGCAGGCACCCCCACGCCGACGACUCGGGCAGGGAAGAUGGGCUGGAGCCCAAGGGCACCAAGGCCAAACAGAGUGAGAAGAACAGAGCCAGGAGACCUGAUCGAGACCAAGAAGGAGCUGAUGACAGAAAAGAUAGGAUGGCAGAGAAUGAGGCUGUAAAAGAGGAACAGGAGAGCAUGGAAGAGAGUCCCCCAUCAGUGGGCAGACAAGAGAAGGAAACAGAGUCCUCCGAUACAGAAAACAGAAGGGCAAGGAAGGAGCAGGAUUCGGAGAGUGGAAGUGAGGCUGAGGGUGAGAGCUGGUACCCCACGAACAUGGAGGAGCUGGUGACAGUGGAUGAGGUAGGGGAGGAAGAAGAUUUUAUCAUGGAACCAGACAUCCCAGAACUGGAGGAGAUUGUGCCCAUAGACCAGAAGGACAAAAUCUGUGCAGAAGUAUGUCCCUGUGUGACAACUGCCUUAGACCUGGACUUCACCAAAGGUUUCGCCAAGGAGGGAGUCAAGACCAUUGGGAACGGGGCUGCGGAAAUCAGCCUCAAGUCGCCCGAAGAACUGCCUUCUGCUUCCACGGGCUGUCCCAGUGACAUGGACGUGGAGAUGCCUGGCCUAAAUCUGGAUGCUGAGCGGAAGCCAGCUGAAUGCGAGACAGGCCUCUCCCUGGAGGGCUCAGAUUGCUACGAGAAGCCCGCAAAGGGAGGAGAGAGCUCAGAUGUUCGUCUGGCCCCUCCACUUCUGCAAAUGUCUUCCCCCAAGCCAGCAGAGGAGAGGGCCUGGCAGCCCAGCCCAUUUCUCGAUGACUGCAAGGCCAGGGGGACCCCCGAAGAUGGGGCUGGUGAAGGCAGCCCCCUGGAGGAGAAAGCCGGCCCCCCUACCGAAACCGACCUCCAAAGCCAGGCUUGCCAAGGAGCGUCGACCCCAGAAAACUCCAGGUACUCAGAAAUGAAAUCUCUGGACAUGAGGUCACUGGAAGAUGCUGAAGUGGAGCUGAAACAGCCCCUUUCUUUGCCUUCCUGGGAACCAGAGGAUGUGUUCAGUGAACUUAGCAUUCCUCUAGGGGUGGAGUUCGUGGUGCCCAGGACCGGCUUUUAUUGCAAGCUGUGUGGGCUGUUCUACACCAGUGAAGAGAUGGCGAAGAUGAGUCACUGUCGUAGUGCCGUCCAUUACCGGAACUUACAGAAGUACUUGUCCCAGCUGGCCGAGGAGGGCCUGAAGGAGACAGAGAGGGUGGGCAGCCCUCGGCCCCAGGACAGCGGAAUCGUGCCGCACUUUGAAAGGAAGAAGCUCUGACACCGCUGCUUGAAGGGGGAGAGGAGGGCCUGAGAAGUGGGGCCUUCCUGCCAGAGAGGAACGAAGACCAGAAAGCCCACGGCAGUGCCCGAGUCGGUCCGCAGAGACUCACGACAGGCCCGGAGCGCCUCCCGGAGCCUUCACCCCGGCAUAUCCAGUGACUCGCGUUUCCUUCGAACAAUUUUUCCAUUUGCUUGUCUCUCUUUCUCUCCAUCUCUCACUCCCUCCAUCUGUGCCGAUAAAAUCCAACUUCUCAGGGAUUUUCACAGUGUUCCAAUUCUUGGUGGGAUAAGAUAGGUCAAGCCAG
Messenger RNA from Dama dama (fallow deer), 3952 nucleotides. RefSeq names its product RNA binding motif protein 20 (gene RBM20). Gene Ontology annotation, cellular component: nucleus. Lineage: Eukaryota; Metazoa; Chordata; Mammalia; Artiodactyla; Cervidae. Gene Ontology annotation, biological process: regulation of RNA splicing. Bases 1 to 3645 code for a protein of 1214 amino acids. The transcript is spliced from 14 exons. The record is from RefSeq and is a predicted model, not a curated record. Gene Ontology annotation, molecular function: mRNA binding; zinc ion binding.